Molecule: messenger RNA, 2094 nt
Organism: Epithele typhae
Lineage: Eukaryota; Fungi; Basidiomycota; Agaricomycetes; Polyporales; Epitheliaceae
Product: HET-domain-containing protein
Exons: 2
Coding region: 1-2094 (697 amino acids)
Source: RefSeq, a predicted model, not a curated record
AUGUGGCUGCUCAGCACCGACCGCGCGGAACUGCAUUACUUCUCGUCCCCGGACCAGGUUCCUGGCGGAUACGCCAUCCUCUCCCACCUUUGGGACGACCAUGAGCUCUCCCUACGCGAGCUCCGUGCUCUCACCACCGAGUGCGCCCAAAUGGGCACCAACCCACGUGAUCGUGUCCCGCGCAAACUCCGCAUGGCCUGCACCCUCGCCCGCCAACACGGCUACGCCUGGCUCUGGGCCGACACUUGCUGCAUCGACAAGACCAGCCAGACCGAGCUCUCCGAGGCCCUCAACGCCAUGUUUCGCUUCUACGCGCUGUCUGCCAUCUGCUACGCCUACCUACGAGAUGUCCCGAGCGACAGCUCUGCCGCGAACGGCGUCUUCUUCCACGCCGACUUCACACGCAGCUUAUGGCACCGGCGCGGGUGGACGCUUCCCGAGCUCCUCGCCCCGAAGCUCGUCGUCUUCCUUUCGUCCGAUUGGAAGGUCCUCGGAACCAAGUCGGACCAUGCGACGCUCCUCCACGACAUCACGCGCAUCCCCGUACCCAUCCUGCGAGGCGAGCAGGACAUGGCCGAGCUGAGCGUCGCCCAGCGCAUGUCCUGGGCAGCUAACCGCGAGACGACACGCCCGGAAGACGAGGCGUACUGUCUCAUGGGUAUUUUCGGCGUCAACAUGCCGGUACUCUACGGCGAGGGCGAGAAGGCGUUCUAUCGUCUCCAGGAGGCGAUCAUGAAGACGACGUCCGACCCAUCCCUCUUCUUCUGGGGUCCGGUGGGUACAUACAAGGCCAUUCUCUCUCGUUCGCAUCGGGAGUCGAGCCACAACCACAUCUCGGUGGACUCCUACCUCCUCGCUCCUUCUCCCACGCUCUUCAAGUCCGUCGGUGAUGGAUCCGGCGUUAACUACGCUCCACCGAUGGCUCCGGCACCCCCACAUCACAAGUCAGUUUUGUGGAAGGUCGUUUGCAAAGCUUUCGUCAAGUCCUCUCGCCGGCAAGUCGGUGCUCCCACGUUCACUAUCACCCCCCGCGGCAUUCUCGUUCACACUGCUCUCGUCAAACUUUCCUCCACCUGCUUUCUUGCUCUGUUCUCUUGCUCUGACGCUCACGGCGCUACCGCUCUCGCUCUCACUCCAUGUCCCUCAUCCUUCGACCCUCAUCAUCCGAUAUAUCACUUUGGUGCACACGGUAUUCGUCGUGUCUCUCAACUGGGUUAUCUCCGCGACCGGGUCAACCUCGACGAGCUUCCAAAACCACGCUGGAAGUCUUUCUAUGUCAUUCCAAAGCCUCCCUUCCGCGCCGACCCGGACUCCCCACGAUCCCUAUCCCUGUCCGUCGCAGUCAUGAACACCACCAUCACUUCCCCCUUUCGCAUUGAUCUUCCCUCCGUCGCCAUCCCAAACAAGCGUGCAGACGGUACCGCCACCAGUGGGCCCCGGCCACCCUCACCACGCCUCUCACAGCUGGUGAGCCCAGCGGUGUCCCCAAUCCCGUUCGGGUGGAUGGGAAACCCGCCCGUGACGCUCAAGCUGUACGAGGGCCGGUUCAUCGGCCGCAAACGCACCAAGGGCGUCGACGCCGACGGCGCGCUCACGUACUGCCUGUACGUCACCCUCGGUAUCUGCUGGGACGCACAGCGCGCGCAGCACGCCUCGGACGGCACCGCAGAGCACGGCUCCCCUUCUCACUCCCCCUCCUCCCCCCGCUCCUCACCGUUGUCCGGGCGCGACCCCGACUCGCGCUCGUCCCCGCUCUCCUCCCCGGGCUCGCCCACGGGGCCCAUCGUGUUCCCGCAUUGGGCUGCGGUCUCGAUGCGCUUCUACGACACCACGACGCCUCCGCCCGCGGAGCCGCCCGCCGCGCCGCACAGCUGCCCGGGCGACCACAUCUCGACCUGGCCCGAGCUCAAGAAGCGGUUCUCGGUCGAGCUCGCGCCCGACGCGCGCACGCGGCACUCGCUGUACGAGCACGCGCCGCUGCCCGCGCGCGGGCCGACGAUCAUGGACUUUGAGCUCUCGUUCGCGCCGUGCGCGCUCAACCCGGCGGGGUGGACGUUGGUGAUGCGGUACCCUCGGGUCGACUUUUACUACUAG